GCGUCAGUCAUGGGAGAACAUUGGUGUUUCCCUCGUGGUGCUCUGGCUUGGCUCUUGACGCUCAUGCUCUGGCUCGCGAGGUCUGUGGUGAGCGAGACAGAUCCAGAAGAAGAAGUUCAAAACAUCACAAGGUUCACACGAAUCCUGGACACGUUGCUGGAUGGGUAUGACAACAGGCUAAGACCCGGCUUAGGAGAUCGAGUGACGGAGGUGAAGACGGACAUUUAUGUCACCAGCUUUGGCCCAGUGUCAGACGCAGACAUGGAGUACACGGUGGACGUGUUCUUCAGGCAGAGCUGGUGGGACGACCGGCUGAAGUUCAACGGGCCCAUGAACAUCCUGCGCCUGAACAACCUCAUGGCCAGCAAGAUCUGGACGCCGGACACCUUCUUCCACAACGGCAAGAAGUCGGUGGCCCACAACAUGACCAUGCCCAACAAGCUGCUGCGCAUCAUGGAGAAUGGAACACUGCUGUACACCAUGCGCCUCACGGUCCAAGCUGAGUGUCCGAUGCACCUGGAGGAUUUCCCCAUGGACUCCCACUCCUGCCCUCUCAAGUUUGGCAGCUAUGCGUACACCACCUCGGAGGUUACGUAUGUCUGGACGCGUAACCCUGCCGACUCGGUCCAGGUGGCUCCUGACGGCUCGCGACUCAAUCAGUACGACCUACAGGGGCUGGCUGUCAACAAGGAGACCGUCAAAUCCAGCACAGGGGAGUACACAGUGAUGAUGGCCCACUUCCACCUGAAGAGGAAGAUUGGCUACUUUGUCAUCCAGACGUACCUGCCCUGCAUCAUGACCGUCAUCCUCUCCCAGGUCUCCUUCUGGCUCAACCGGGAGUCCGUUCCUGCCAGGACAGUUUUUGGUGUGACAACAGUGCUCACCAUGACAACCCUGAGCAUCAGCGCACGCAACUCACUGCCGAAGGUCGCCUACGCCACGGCCAUGGACUGGUUCAUCGCCGUCUGCUACGCCUUUGUCUUCUCGGCGCUCAUUGAGUUCGCCACCGUCAACUACUUCACCAAGAGGGGCUGGGCCUGGGACGGCAAGAGCAUCGUCAACGACAAGAAAAAGGAGGCCUCUAUCAUGAAGAAGAACAACGCCUAUGCCGUGGCGGUGGCCAACUAUGCCCCGGCCAUUGGCAAAGACUCCACGCUGCCCACGGUCUCUAAGAGCGCCGGCGGCAGCGGGGGCACGGAGGCGGGGGGCAAGACGGGUCGCACCGAGGGGGGCAAAGUGGAGGCCAAGAAGACCUUCAACAGCGUCAGCAAGAUCGACCGCAUGUCCCGCAUCAUCUUCCCCGUCCUCUUUGGCAUCUUUAACAUGGUCUACUGGGCCACCUACCUGAACAGAGAACAGAAGAAACUUGUGAUGCCUGCAACAUGA
Molecule: messenger RNA, 1386 nt
Organism: Engraulis encrasicolus (European anchovy)
Lineage: Eukaryota; Metazoa; Chordata; Actinopteri; Clupeiformes; Engraulidae
Product: gamma-aminobutyric acid receptor subunit alpha-2-like
Exons: 9
Coding region: 10-1386 (458 amino acids)
Biological process (GO): nervous system process; signal transduction; chloride transmembrane transport
Cellular component (GO): GABA-A receptor complex; postsynapse; neuron projection
Molecular function (GO): inhibitory extracellular ligand-gated monoatomic ion channel activity; GABA-A receptor activity; benzodiazepine receptor activity
Source: RefSeq, a predicted model, not a curated record